Molecule: messenger RNA, 531 nt
Organism: Symbiodinium natans
Lineage: Eukaryota; Dinophyceae; Suessiales; Symbiodiniaceae
Source: the annotation of a GenBank genome assembly
AUGCUUGAGGGAAGCGUUUCGCUCAGCCUGGCUGGCACUGGGUCCUGUGGAUUCGCACAGGGGCUCGAUACACCCGGGACGCCCAGCAGAGAGCCGGGAGAUGCCAUCAAAGUAUGUGUUCGGGUACGCCCCCUCAGCAAGUCAGAGUUAGACAAUGGCGAGAAGAUGUGUGUGCGGAUCCUGCCGGAGAUGCCGUACUCGACAACAGUCAAUUUGACAAAUCCUGCGGACACCGGCCCUGCCGGAACGAGGGCGUUCUCCUUCGACCGGGCCUAUUGGUCUGCCAAAGAUGCAGAUUCCCACUAUGUGUCCCAGGCCAAGGGAAGUGGUUCACAGGUUGGGGUUGAGAAGGUCUGGCGCUGGCAGGAACACCUCAUGGAUGAUUUGGGCCACGAGCUGCGCAGCAACGUGCCACGUGACUGCAGGUACAAGAGAGAAAUGCCUGUAGUGGAUAUGUACUGGAACCUGAGUACCUUGCAAGCCCGGGCACUGGCGGAGUGUUACCCGGGGAGUGGGUUUCUUCUUCCCUAA